Molecule: messenger RNA, 891 nt
Organism: Penicillium subrubescens
Lineage: Eukaryota; Fungi; Ascomycota; Eurotiomycetes; Eurotiales; Aspergillaceae
Exons: 3
Coding region: 1-891 (296 amino acids)
Source: RefSeq, a predicted model, not a curated record
AUGCGCUACACUCUGAUCAACGGCCUUCUUCUUCUGGCCAUUUCUCCUUUCACGUCCCUCGCACUUCCUGUCGACCCCAACAAUCAAGGUGGACAGUGGGAUCCUAGUGGCCAAUACCGAAAGGGUCACUACGAUUCAAACGGCCACUUCAUCCCUGAGGAGGGCAGUAACCAACAGAAUCGUCAGAACUGGCAAGACGGUCAGAACGGUCAAAAUGGCCAGUGGAACCAGAACAAUGACAGGAAUCGCAAUGGUCAGAACAACAACCACUUGCAGCGUCGUUUUCUGCCUUCUCAAUCUCUUAAUGACGAUCAGCUUCGCAAGUACGGGAACUUUGGAUCCGGUCAUCCUAAUUUCGGUGCUCCUGAUGUGAACAUUCCCGGUACUGGCAUUCAUGCUCGCAACUGGCCCUAUGAUCAAAACAAUAACCAGGAUUGCUGGACUGAUUCCAACGGGCAAUGGCACCAGGUUAAUCAGAACAACCAAGGCGGUUGGACCGAUGCAAAUGGUGUGUGGCACAAGAACUCCAACAGCGACCAGAACAACAAAACCAGGAAGCGCGAUAUCGUUCCCGGUGUUGGCGCUCCUGACCACUAUGACAACUACUGUGAGCAAGAGGAGGCAAACCAUCACCAGGAGCAUGAAGGGGACCGUGAAACCGCUGAAGACGUUACCUCUGCCCUGCUCCCCGGUCCUGUUGUAGCUCGCAAUUACCCCCAGCAUCAUAACAGCUGGAACAACAGCGACAACGACAACGAUGGCUGGAACCACAAUGUCCCUCAGGCCAACCCUGUCGAAAACUAUAACGAUGAGGCCCAUGAUGAUGACCACCACAAUAAGGAUCACCACGAGGACAAGGGCAUCGAUGCUACUGAUGAAAAGUUGGAGUGA